CCUCCAACCCACCACCAUCAACUUCCAUCAUCCUAAGCUUCACCUCUCCAUCCAGAUACCUCCGGAAUCCAUCUUUCCAUCAUCCGUGUCGAUCUCACAGCCCAUCGAUAACGAAACCCCGACAUAAUCAAUACUCCGGAGAUCGCCAGACAGCAGCAAUGCCCGGCUUGACUUCCGCCGCCGGUCUCAUCGGUCUCCUCGACGAACCCGACCAGCAGCUCAGAUGCUUCGCCCUCCAGCAGCUGGACAAUCAUGUUCAUCAGUUCUGGGCGGAGAUUGCAGAUGAGGUUUCAAAGAUUGAGAUCCUCUACGAAGAUGAGUCGUUCAAACAGCGAAAGCUCGCCGCCCUCGUAGCUUCGAAAGUUUACUACCACCUCGGCGAAUACGAAGAGUCCAUGAUGUUUGCCCUUGGUGCGGGUGAGCUGUUCGACAUCUCUUCGCAAGAGGAGUACGUAGAGACGAUAAUCUCAAAAUUCAUCGAAGAAUACAUUUCCGUAACUACGAAGAACGAUGUGCUGCAACAUGGCACGGUGGAUCAGACUACCACUACUUCGGAAGAACCUACACCGGUGGAUCCCAGAUUACAGGACAUUGUUGAGCGACUGUUCCGCAGUUGCUACCAGAAUGAAGAUUACAAACCGGCGAUUGGCAUAGCGAUCGAGGCGCGGCGACUAGACGUGGUGGAGGAGGGAAUCACACUUGCGGGGCAGCGAGAUUUGGACGAGGAUGAGGAGCAGACGGACAUGGCGGUGGAACUGAUGGAAUAUGUGCUGCACAUUGCUAUGGGAGAGGUGCAGGAGGUAGGACUGAGGGAACGGCUUCUGCGCCUCCUCGUCAAGCUCUUCCUCGCCCUUCCUUCACCUGACUACUUUUCCAUCAGCAAGUGCGUCAUACAUCUGAACGACACGGCACUGGCGGCGAAGAUUCUGUCGGAUCUGGUACAAAAGGAAGACUCAAAGUCGUUGCUUGUGGCCUACCAGAUCGCCUUUGAUUUGGACACCUCCGCAACCCAAGAAUUCCUCCAAAAGGUCAUGGCCGACCUACCGGGUGCCGAUUCGGAUGAGCCAGACAGCGCAGCAGCCACUGCCGGCAGUGACACUGUGGCUACGGAUUCAACUGAAGAUUCCAAGAGCACGAAGCACUACCGGGCCAUCCGACAGAUCCUCCGCGGAACCAAGAGCAUAGAGCUUUCCCUCGAGUUCCUGUACAGGAACAACAGGACGGACAUGCAAAUCCUCAACAAAAUCAAAGAUUGCCUUGAGGCGCGCACAUCGAUUUUCCAUACAGCUCUUACUUUCGCUAACGCCUUUAUGCACUCCGGUACGAUGGUGGAUAAGUUUUUCCGGGACAACCUUGACUGGCUUAGUAAAGCUGUCAACUGGUCCAAAUUUACGGCUACCGCUGCAUUGGGUGUGAUUCACAAGGGAAACCUUAGCCAGGGAAUGAAGCUUCUGCAGCCAUACCUGCCGCAAGAGGGUGUCUCUAACGGCUCCCCGUACUCGCAAGGUGGAAGUUUGUAUGGUUUGGGAUUGAUCUACGCCAACCAUGGUACUGAUGUUCUCGAGUUCCUGAGAAAGCAGUUCAAUGCCACCCAAGACGAAAUUGUGCAGCACGGUGGCGCUCUUGGACUCGGUGUCGCUGGUAUGGCCACCGGAAACUCGGCGAUUUACGAAGAGUUGAAGAAUAUCCUAUGGAGCGACUCCGCCGUUGCCGGAGAGGCGAUCGGUCUGGCGAUGGGAUUGAUCAUGUUGGGCACCGGUAAUAUGGGCGCCAUAGAAGACAUGAUGCAGUACACGCGCGAUACGCAACACGAGAAGAUCAUCCGCGGUCUGUCACUCGGCAUGGCUUUGAUCAUGUUCGGACGUCAGGAAGCUGCCGACGAGCUUAUCAACACCUUGCUUGACGGUCAGGACCCCAUUUUGCGCUACGGUGGUAUCAUGACCAUCGCCCUGGCAUACUGCGGAACUGGAAGCAACAAGGCCAUCAGGAAACUGCUUCACGUUGCCGUCAGUGAUGUCAACGAUGAUGUUCGUCGCGUGUCCGUGAUGAGUUUGGGUUUCAUUCUCUUCCGGAAACCGAGCGCGGUUCCCCGGAUGGUCGAGCUGCUGAGUGAGAGUUACAACCCCCAUGUCCGAUACGGUGCCUCAAUGGCCCUUGGUAUCGCUUGCGCCGGUACGGGACUCGACGAAGCCAUUGACCUCCUGGAGCCCAUGAUCAAGGACCCUACCGACUUUGUGCGACAAGGUGCCCUCAUUUCGAUGGCCAUGAUUCUUGUCCAGCAGAACGAACAGAUGAACCCCAAGGUUCCUCACAUUCGGAAAACGUUCGAGACCAUGGUUGCCGACAAGCACGAGGACGCGAUGGCAAAGUUCGGUGCCGCGUUGGCGCUGGGUAUCAUCGAUGCAGGUGGCCGGAAUGUUACCAUUGGUCUGCAGACUCCCACUGGUAGUUUGAACGUUCCUGCAAUCGUUGGAAUGGCUGUAUUCACUCAAUACUGGUAUUGGUUCCCAUUGACCCACUUUUUGACUCUGUCCUUCACCCCUACCGGUCUCAUCGGUCUGGAUGAGGAUUUGAAUAUCCCCGAUUUCAAAUUCUGGUCCAGCACUAGACCCUCUUUGUUCGACUACCCGCCGAAGGUCGAGGAGUCAGCCACCAAGAAAACCGAGGAGCUAACUACUGCGGUCCUCUCAACAACUGCUAAGGCACAGCAACGGGCUAAGCGCGCAGAGAAGGAGAAGGCCGCGAAGGAGGCUGCGGUGGCCAAGGGUGAUGGCGAGGCGAUGGACGUCGAGCCCACCACAUCAACACCAGCCACUCCCGGUCCCUCGGCAGAGGAGAAGAUGGAUGUAGACGAGGAGACCAAGGAGGGCGAGGGUGACAAGAAGGAAGUAGAAGGUGAAAAGAAGGAGGGCGAGGGUGACAAGAAGAAGCGGAUCGAGAAGGAGAAGGUCGGGUACGAGCUCACCAAUCUGUCGCGAGUAUUGCCAGAACAGUUGAGGUACAUCGCCUUCUUGGAAGACGGCCGGUACGAACCCGUCAAAAAGCCUACUGGUGGUGUCCUGUUGCUUCUAGACCGCCGACCAAACGAGGAAGUCCAGUUGAUGGAGGUGAAGAGCCGAAAAUCGGUGACGCAGCCAGCUGGUGCCGUCGCCGGCGCCGCAGCUGCAGGCAGCGCUGUGGAAGAGAUUGGUGGUGCUGAAGCGGCAGUCAACAUCCUCAACGCUGAGGACGACGACGGAGCCGAUGAUGCGCCGUUACCGGAUCCUUUCGAUUACGACACAGACAGCGACGAAUAGACUAGGCUAGAUGAAGCGUUUGUGUAAUUAGUAUAGUUACCUUCCUUUCGCCGUGUUCCAUUCCACAUGACUGUUUCUUUCCUCCUUUCUGCUUUUUUUUCACGUUCUUCUGGGUUUGGGUUUUGAGAGCGAUAUGGGGAAUGUGUCUUAUACAGCGCGUUGAUAUUCGCCCCAAUAAACAGUGCCAUGAUGCGAGAUCAACCCAUGAAUCGGUUUCAACGAUGUAACUAUCUCUCUGAGUAAUCCCUGAUGAAUCAUUCGGUAACAACAGUAUGAGAA
Tricharina praecox is the source of this 3575-nucleotide messenger RNA. RefSeq names its product armadillo-type protein. Gene Ontology annotation, biological process: proteasome-mediated ubiquitin-dependent protein catabolic process; regulation of protein catabolic process. Lineage: Eukaryota; Fungi; Ascomycota; Pezizomycetes; Pezizales; Pyronemataceae. The record is from RefSeq and is a predicted model, not a curated record. The transcript is spliced from 6 exons. Bases 159 to 3296 code for a protein of 1045 amino acids. Gene Ontology annotation, molecular function: enzyme regulator activity. Gene Ontology annotation, cellular component: proteasome regulatory particle, base subcomplex; proteasome storage granule; nucleus.